Messenger RNA from Penaeus indicus, 1169 nucleotides. RefSeq lists its product as uncharacterized. NCBI's taxonomy places the organism in Eukaryota, Metazoa, Arthropoda, Malacostraca, Decapoda, Penaeidae. The record is from RefSeq and is a predicted model, not a curated record. The transcript has 8 exons. Gene Ontology annotation, cellular component: membrane. Bases 186 to 1169 code for a protein of 327 amino acids.
GAACAAAUAAGGAAUCUAAACGAAGAAAGAUACAUAACAAAAAAAAAACAAAAAAAACUACAGAUUGUUAUCGAACCAGUAGUCUGCAUAAUAAAUGACUUAAGCCGGCCAUAUUAAGGAGGAUCGGAACCUGAAAUACUGAAGACUAUCAGGAUCGAAUCGCGUUUAGACUUCCCGACGCCAUCAUGAUCGACUGGAAGAUGUUCCCCAUGAAACUUCAUUACAUCCUCAGAUACGCAGGGACGGGGCCCCUUAUGCCGUUCCUUCCGGUCAUCGCCCGCCAGAAGGGGGUAUCGGACCAUGUCGUGGGCAUCAUCUGGACUGUGAUGCCCUUCUUCAGUCUUGUGGUGAAGACGUCGGCCGGGGCGCUGGCAGACUACCUGAGGGCCCACCGCGCCGUCUUCCUCGCGAGCCUGAUCAUCAUGACGGCAGCGCUGACGGGGAUCUACUGGUCUCCUGCUAUAGACCCCGAGGACCACCCGCUCGCCAACGCCACCCGGGACGCUCCUGAAGAACACCCGGUCGCCAACGCCUCCUGGGACGCUCCUGGCACCUCGGGGGAUCGUCCUUCUCCGUGGGACGCCGUGAGGGACACCGACGAGGAAGGGACGAGCGUUGGUCUCUGUGCAGGAAAUGCGAGCGAGUGUUCGGGGGCUUCGCUUGCUCGCGUUGAGUUGCCAGCGAGUGAAUUAGCGACGAGAUAUGAAUUCUGGAUCCUGUUCUCCUGGCUUCUGUUGCAGUUCUGUGGCUACGUGGUGGUGCUCGACCUUCAGGAGGCUGUGUGCUUUCAGAUGCUUGGCGACGCUCCUCACAGGUAUGGGCAACAGAGGCUGUGGGGAACGAUUAGCUAUGGUCUGGCUGCUGUGGCCGGCGGAGCUUUGGUCGACUGGUACUCCAAGGACCAAGACCAGAAGGACUACUGGCCGGCGCACGUGAUGGUGGCGGUGUUCUUGGCGCUGGACGUGGCGGUGGUCGCUCGCCUCCGCUUCUCAGUCACUGACAAGAAGAUCUCGAGGACGGACGUACACGAGGUCUUCCGGCAGCCUUCUGUGAUGCUUACGGUGGUCAGGUUCUGGGAUUUUUUGGACCAAGACCAGAAGGACUACUGGCCGGCGCACGUGAUGGAGGCGGUGACCAAGACCAGAAGGACUACUGGCCGGCGCACGUGA